UCACCGCUAAAAGCCACAAAGAAGAAGAAACACACCCCUGAUGUUGAUAAAGACAAAAAUCAACUGUGCUUCAUAUCGUCUUCAGCUCCUUCACACCAUGUCAGCCUCUGGAUUUACCCUUCUGGUGCUCGCUGUGUCUCUGUGGCCAGGUGAGUCCAGGUUCAUCAUAGACCCUGUGUCAUUCACCAGACAGAAUUCUCUGACAAUGGAUAUGUGUUCUGAGUGCAGCCACAUCAUCCAGCUGUCCGCCAACAUGAUUUCCAGCAGAGAUACUAAGGAGACUGUGUAUGAGACCUUGCGUGCUCUGUGCCAGCGCCUCCCAGGAGAACAGGCAUCAGAGUGUGAGUCACAGGUGAAGAUGAAUUUGCCCAAAGUCCUGCAGCAGACACCCGACCACCUGAAACCAGAAGACAUUUGUAUGAUCUUUCGACUUUGUGCUGCCCGAAACGAGGAGGAACUGCUGAAACUUUCCCACCAUGUCACUGAUAAAGAUGCAUCCAGCCCUGCCCUUGGCACAGCCUCUGCCUCCAGUGGGCAGAUCAACCCUGUUUGCACCCUGUGUUUAUUUAUCAUUAAGAAACUGGAGACCCUGUUGCCCCAAAAUAUGACUGAGGACGCUUUGAUGAAGCUCAUGGGAGAGGUCUGUGAUCUCAUACCACACAGCUACAAGGACCAAUGUGAUGAUUUUGUCGACAAAUACGGCACGCAGAUAGUCGAAUUCCUCCUGUCAUCUGCGGCACCUCACACAGUGUGCACUCUGUUGCACCUAUGUUUGAUCAAGGAGCAGCCUGAUCCAGAGUUGUUCCUCCCCUCUGACUGUGACUCAUGCCGCACGCUGGCUGUGCUGAGCCGACUUCACCUGGGUCUCAACUCCACAGACCCUCAGACUUCCUCUUUCCUCCAGUCUGUGUGUGUCCAUCACCCUAAUGCCAUCCCAAAGUGUGAGGCUUUCACCAGAAUCUAUGGCUCCCGACUGCAAAAGGUUUUGGGAAACCAGAUGGACGCUCCACAUGCUUGUGAAAGAGCUGAUCUGUGUGUUGCCCCGAAGAAGGUGGAGCCUCUGGGAAAGAACCGUUGUACUUGGGGACCAAGCUACUGGUGCAAAGAUGUUCAAACUGCUCAGAAAUGUGGAAACCAGGCCUUCUGUGAGAAGUACGUGUGGAAGGAGUGAACCAAACUCGCACAACUUUCUUUUUACAAGUCUAUUACACUGUUUUUUUAUAAAUGUAUUGCACUGAUCUUUUGUUUUUUUGUUUUUUACUUUUUGGGGAAACUAUUCAUCACAUGUGCUAUUCCAGCCAACAAGCCAUAAAUAUUAAUCAUGAAAUGUUACUGUUUGCAUGACGUGUCACAAGACUGAGGCUGGGAUUCAGUCUGAACCAUCAGUUUCUACAGUGGUAAAGUUUUGUGAAGUGUAAUGCUGCAGAUUGCUUUGUGUGUGUCAAUAUGAUUGUGAAGAUUGCAAAAACAUUCAUUACCUUAGAUGAGCUCUCAGUAUGUAUUUAUGACCAUGUGGACCACUGAAUACUCAAUAAAGCUGCACAGCUGCUGCUUCUAUUA
Epinephelus fuscoguttatus (brown-marbled grouper) is the source of this 1560-nucleotide messenger RNA. It is a transcript of the gene sftpbb, whose product is annotated as surfactant protein Bb. The record is from RefSeq and is a predicted model, not a curated record. Lineage: Eukaryota; Metazoa; Chordata; Actinopteri; Perciformes; Serranidae. The transcript is spliced from 11 exons. Gene Ontology annotation, biological process: sphingolipid metabolic process. Gene Ontology annotation, cellular component: lysosome. Bases 41 to 1171 code for a protein of 376 amino acids.